This is a messenger RNA of Enterobius vermicularis (human pinworm), 1445 nucleotides long. Lineage: Eukaryota; Metazoa; Nematoda; Chromadorea; Rhabditida; Oxyuridae. The record is from the annotation of a GenBank genome assembly.
AUGGUUUUUAUGCUCGUUUUUGAGGAUCGAAUCAUUAUUUUUAGCGGGUUGAACUCCGAUCGCUUUGUUGACCGUUUUGAUGACUCAACACUAACAAGAAUGCAGGCGCAGUACUGGACAGCAAAGCAACUGAUACGCAAAAAAUUGGGCAAAAAAGAAGAUGAGCAUUUAUUAGCCUCCGAUGCCGAAUUUGAUGCAAAAGUAAACCUUUUUCGAUCACUUCAGGUGACUUCUGAACAGAUGUUGGCCUGCAUUGAUGAUUAUCAACAUUAUCUUGGAGAAUUAACGCAGACUGAGGUUAGUCUUGGAGACAUGUUAAAUGAUAAAAGCCGUGGUGAAACUGGAGACACCAGCAAAGCUUUGACUGCUGUUGGGAAGGUUCAGACUCUUUCUGCCAGUUACAGGCAAAAAAUUCGUGCUCCGUUAAUACGUUUUAUGGAAGAAUUGCGAGUAUUUACCGACAGAGCAAUCCUUGACUGUAUGUCUACAGUUGAGGCGGCUGAAAAGGCUCAAAUAGAAUAUCGCGGUUCUCUGCUUUGGAUGAAGAAAACCAGUGUUGAGCUUGAUCCCGACGCAGAAAAUGCACUCGAGAAGUUCAGGAAGGCCCAAAGUAUUGUGCGUAAAAACAAAGAGAAAUUGGAUGGCUUAAAAAUGGAUACAUUGCAGAAGGUGGAUUUACUUGCUGCAAGUCGCUGUAAUCUUUUUGCUCAGCUUCUUGAGAAUUAUCAGAAGUGCUUGUACAAUUUUUAUGAGCAAACCGCCUUGGCUUAUGCAAGGAUCUAUGAUUUUGUGGAAAACUGCAAAAAGUACCACUUUGAAAUUUUAAAGAACUUGUCAGAUGCAGAUGAAAGCAAAGAAGGCGGAAGCGAGGCGGAUAACGGAACUGCUGGAACGUCAAGUCUUAUUGACUUGGGAGGAGAUGAGAAAUGCAAAGAUCUACAAGCAGUAGACCAAGACACUGCAGAAGCUGAGAUUAUUAAUGAAGAGAAUAAGACUCCGCUUGGGAUACUUCUGGAACGAGAGGAGAGUCCACUAGGCGAACCAGAUAGUACAUCUGACAGCAUUAAAACGGAUGAGCAACCUUCUGUAAUACCGAUAGGCCCACUUCCCAAAAAAUACAUAUCAGAUAGUGAAAUUCCAAAAAUUUCACCUCCCCCAGGAUGGAGUGUGCCUAAUCAAGAUAAUCAAUAUCCCCAAGAAUUAGCAGAAUUAUUGGCUCAGAAUGACUCAACGGAAAACGCACAAUCAUUUGCUGUCGAAUGGUCAAAGUUAUUUGAACAACCAGAUAAAAGUGUUGAUUCAGCGGUUGUCGAAGCUUCCAACUUACCGUCUCAGUUACUAGAUAAACAGGAAGCGAAGACAACACAUUUUCCAAACCCUUUCGAGGAGCCUAUGUUUGAGGUACGCUUUCGCCUUCUUUUGCUACUCCUGGGAAUAUUAUGAAA